Molecule: messenger RNA, 10499 nt
Organism: Drosophila persimilis
Lineage: Eukaryota; Metazoa; Arthropoda; Insecta; Diptera; Drosophilidae
Product: mucin-2
Exons: 7
Coding region: 426-9020 (2864 amino acids)
Molecular function (GO): protein binding
Source: RefSeq, a predicted model, not a curated record
CCAACCAGCCAACCGAACCGAACGGCCAACAGAACCCCCAGUUGGUACCACACCAGCAGCCACACCAGCCGCAAAAUCAGCAGCAGCAGCAGCAGCAUCUUCUUGUAAAAUAUCUUUUGCCUUUUUACCCCAAAAGCAAGCCAACGAACAGUGGAUUAUUCCCAAUAAUUGUUAACAAUCGAAACGAAAAGUGAACAAAACACACGCAGAAAACACCGAUAAAGUGCGCGAAAUGUUGAGCAACGUGUAAAAGCCAACUAAAGGAUCUGAUAACUGUGCAAGGACUGCAAAACGAAACCAAAAGAUACAAACGCAAAGAUACAAACCGCAGUACCAGUGGCUAGUGCACACGUAGAAUCUCCGCAGAGUUCUAUACGAAAGAUUUGUUCAUUCGUGCUGUUACUUGAGUGAAAAAAGUUACAACCAUGACAAGAAGACGUUCGAGUCCGCUGGGACUCGAGGAGCUGGUGUCUCUGACGCUGGCCCUGCUGGCCAUAAUGCUGAUACCCACACAAGCCGCUCCACUGCAGGAAUACACGGAGAUCCAGCAGUACUCGGAGGGCUGCUACUACAACUAUGCGCAUUACAACGAGGGCGACCGCAUCAUGACCAAUGAGCCGUGUCUGAACUGCACCUGCCACAACCGCAUGCUGAUGUGCUACCUGCGCGUCUGCCCCUUCACCAAGCCCAUUGGCCACGACUGCAUCGUGGAGAAGCGGGAGGAUCAGUGCUGUCCCAUCAUCACCUGCCCAGAGGUUCCGGUCGAUGUACCCUACCACACCCCCGAGCCCGGCACUGAGCUGAGCAUCCCCGAGAAGUUCGGCUGCAGCAUCGAGGAGAAGUUCUACCCGGAGGGCGCCCAGGUGCCAUCGAACCCCAACAGGCCGUGCGAGCUGUGCUACUGCAUCAACAACCAGACCAAGUGCGUGAUGCAGGAGUGCACCCUCCAUGUGGACGGAUGCCUGCCCAUCUACAACAAGGGAUCGUGCUGCCCCGUGCGCUACAGUUGCGACCACGAGAACGAGCUGGACUUCAUCGAUACGUCCACCACGACGACGACGACUACAGAGCGUCCCACCACCGGUUUCAUCCUGCCCACGACCAUGAUGCCAACCGAGUCCACCGACUGCAUGUUCAAUGGGGACAUCUACGCCGAUGGUGCCUCGAUCAAGGGCAAGGAUGCUUGCGAGCACUGCUACUGCAUGCGAGGACACAUGGUUUGCGCCGUCCAGGAUUGCAAGAUGCCGAUGAUGGCAGCCAACGGCACGUCCUGCCGGGCCAUGCCAGCAGCCGAGGGCGAGUGCUGUCCCAACAACUACAUUUGCGAGGACGACAGUGCCACCACUGAGAUUGUGGAGAUCACCACGCCGGAGAUCUCAACGUCCGCUCCCGCCAAGGACAUCCACGGUGAGAUCCCCAAGGAGGAUGUGGAUCUCCAGGAGCACAUUGACGACGAAGAAAAGGACCAGGACAAGGAGACGGCCACCGAGAUUCCCACAGCGGAGGAGGGCAGCGGUGAAGUUGAAGAUGACGAGACCACCACAAGUGCCCCAGUUCGUGCCUCGGACGAAAAAGACAAACCCUUCACGCCCGAGAGCUCCACCGCCGGCAUUGCUUCCGACUCCAAAAUCGAUCUAUCAUCCACCUCGACUGAAGCAGCCACCGGCGCCUCAUCCACCGAAACCGCCACCGAAGCCAGCGGCGAAGUGGAGGACGAGGAUGACAUCAUUAAGAUUGUCACCACACCAGAGCCCGAGGGAAGCGGCGAAGAGGAUGUUUCGAAGCCCACGAAGACCGUCGAGCAGGAUAGCACCGAGGAGGAGGAGAUCAUCAAGGUCACCUCUCCAGCACCAGUCAAGGCCAGUCCCGAAGAAGAGAUCGUUAAGGUCACCACCUCUGCUCCUUCCGUUACCGAUGAAGAUGUUAAGCCCACUUCUGCCGAGGAAACGAGCGAUGAAACGGAAGAGGCCAAGCCCACACCUUCUGAGGAAGGCAGUGGCGAGGAGGACCAGACAAAGGCCACACCCACUGAGGAGGGAAGCGGCGAAGAGGAUGAAGUUAAGCCAACUUCUGCGGAAGACGCCGAGAAGGACGACUUCAAACCCACACCUGCUCCUGAGGAAGGCAUUAAGAAGGAAGACGCCAAGCCAACACCUGCUCCAGCAGGAGCUUCAGAAGAUGAGGACUCCAAGACAACACCAGAAGGAAGUGGUGAAGAUCAGGAAGCCAAGCCAACGCCAGCAGGUACAUUAGAAGAUGAGGAGGCCAAGCCAACACCAGCUCCAGCAGGAACCUCAGAAGAUGAGGAGGCUAAGCCCACGACAACUCCAGAAGGAAGUGGUGAAGAUGAUGAAGAUGUCAAGGCUACUCCUGCCCCAGCCGGAAGCUCUGAAGGUGAGGAAGAUGUCAAGGCCACUCCUGCCCCAGCCGGAAGCUCUGAAGAUGAGCAAGAUGUCAAGGCCACUCCUGUCCCAGCCGGAAGCUCUGAAGAUGAGGAGGCCAAGCCCACACCUGCAGUGGUGCAUAGGGACGACGUUGAAGCUGCUAAGCCCACUGAAUCCACGGAAGAGGCAAGCGGCGAAGGAGAAGAGGAGAUCAUCAAGGGAACCACGCCAUCGGAGGAUGAGGUUGCCAAGGCAACCACUCCCGCUCCUCAGGCCGAGGGUGAGGGUGAGAAGGACAUUAAUACUGUCACGGCUACACCGCCUGCCGAGCCCACAAGCAGUGAGGACGCUGAGGACAUUGCCAAGCCCACAACUCCGCCUGCUGAUGCCUCCGAAGAGGAAGAGGUUAGCAAAGCCACCACUCCAGCCGACAAAACAUCCGCCGAAGAAGAGGAGAUUGCUGGACCAACGACUCCAGCCGACAAAACAUCCGCCGAAGAGGAGGAGAUCGCCGGACCAACCACUCCAUCCGCGGACGUCAGUGUCAGCGCGGAGGAGGAGAUUGUCAAGACAACCACGCCCAAGUCCGAUAUUGCCGAUGAUUCAACCGAGUUGACAGCAGAACAGGACGAGGAGCCAGUCACGGAGACAGAAGAAGGCUCCACAGCUGGCACACCGAUCUCCUCAUCCACCGAAGGAGUCCAGGCUGCUUCCGAAAAGGAUGAGCCCUCCAUUGGAACAUCCACUAGCGCACCUGCGCGUGCUGGCGAAAAGGAUGAGGCUGCCACCACUCUGCCUACUCCUGAGGGCGAUGAGAAGGUUACCGAAGGUGAUCUCGAUGCAUCCACUGAAGUUCCUGCCGAAGAUGCCUUCAAGUCCGGCACAGCCAAGCCAGUUUCUGCCGAGAAGCCUGCUGAAGAGUCAUCCACGGAAACCGAGGAAGCCGAAAUCGAGGCAUCGACCAGCACACCACUCCAAAAGCAGGAUCAGCCGGAUGAGACCACAGACAAGGCUCAGGACGAAAAGGACGAAGACGAGACAAGCACCGAAGCAGUACCAGCUAAAUCCGACAUUGUACCACCAGUUCUCGACGUCCAGCCCUCGACAAGUCUCCCAGUGGAAGACGGAGAGGUCUCUACCGACAAGCCGUCAUCAGUCUACCUGCCGCCUGUCGGAGAGAAGGACUCCACCGAGAGCGCCGAAGAUGCAACAGAACCAGCCAUCAAAGAGGAGCCAUCGAAGCCAGAAGAGCCGGCGACCACUCCCCUGCCCGAAGAGCAGUCCAGCAGCGUCUCGCCCAGUGCCGAGCAGCCAACCACAGUGCCAGUUGUCAGCCGCGACGAUUUCGCGUCAGAGCAGACUACCGUUUCACCCAGUGCCGAUGAUCAGAGCUCCUCCGAAGCUCUGCCCGCCAUGGACCUGCCAGCUGUCAUUCCUGGAGAAGGUGACUGCUUGGUGGAGGGCAAGACCUAUGCCAACAACACCAUUGUGCCGGCCACCUCGGCCUGCGAUGUGUCCUGCAAGUGCAUCAGCAGCCUUGUGUCCUGCCAGCAAAUGGAGUGCAAGGAGCCCGAGAACCGCGACAAGUGCGUCCUUUCUUCCGAUCUUCUUGCUGGCUGCUGCCCAACUUACAUUUGCGAGGAGAGCGAUGAGGAGGACACCACUGCCAAGCCUAUUGACAGGAUCGAUGAGGAUGAGUCGGGUGCCAGCACCGAAGAAAUACCCAAGGAUGUCAUCAUGCCCACUGGCAUUACUGAGCAGCCACUUUCCCAUGUCAAGCCCGAUGAGGAGGUUGAGUCUUCCACACCCAAAGCGGUCGAGAAGCCAGCUGUUGUUUCCGACGAGGACAUGGCCAAGCCCACGACAGCCACAGCCGCUCCUGAAAUUGAGGAAGAGGAACACAAACAUAAACCCCUUGACAAAGAACCCGUGCCCAAGCCCACGGAUGAGGCUAAGAAGGAGCCAGAAGGAGAAGCUGAAACUGUCCCAGCCACAGAGCAGCCGACCACAGAUGAGGCCACCAAGAAGCCGUCCCAAGAAGAUGCUACAACUCCGCCUCAAUUUGCAGAUGAUAGCCAAAAGGAGACUGGAGAUGAAUCGUCCGCCACAACCACUGCUCCCAUCACGACAGAGGAAGAGAAACCAAUCGAUGAGAAGAAACCAGCUGAAGAAGAUAAGCCCAGUGAAGAAGAGAAACCCACUGAAGAGACCCCCAGUCUUGGACCAAAAGCGCCAGUUGCUGAUGGAGAUACCGAUUCCGAAGAAGGAACCCCGGCCACCCCCGCUUUACCCGAGGAAGACUCCUCCACAGAGUCCUCCACUGAAGUGCAUGCUCCGGAGCUCGACACGAAGCCAGAAGACGAGGAGUCGACGCCAUCUACUCAGUCACCAAAGACCGAAAAGACACCCGAGCCAUCCACCAGUGCAUCCGAUGAAGAGGAAAUCGAGGACUUGGACAAAUUCACAACAGUUGCUCCAUCGAAGGUAUCGGAUGAGAAGGAGCUAUCCACUUCUGCCGAAGAUAGUUCGGACGAUGAUGAUUCCGUUCCAGCCUCAACUGAGCGAUCGCCGAUCAAAGAAGACGCUGACGAAAAGGCACCACCUUUGCCCACCAAAGCACCAGCCACCAAGCCAGAGUCGACUACUGAGGCUGAAACCGACAAGGAACCUGCCAAGGAUGAUGUGGCUACCACUGAACCAAGCUCUGAGGGCGAGAAGGACACCUCUGAUGAGUCAUCGACCGCGUCCGUCUCUGACCAUGGAGUCGAGAGCGAGGCCACUACUACUCCAGUUCCUGCUGUUCCUGCUUCUGAUGAAGAUAAGACUCCAGACAGCACAGAAAAGACCCUGCUUGAAGCAGAGCCUGAAGACGAGACUGCCACGGCUGCUCCGUCAGUUGGAGACACUUCUGACGAAGAGGCGCCCGCCACUACUGAUGUUCCUUCGAAGGAUGACAGCGAACAGAAACCGUCUUCUGUUUCUGCUGAGAUCGAGCCUGAAUCUGAUCGUACCACUACUCCUGCUCCGGUUGAUGCCGCUAAGGAAGAGUCCGAUGAGCAAGCGACGACAACUCCCUCUUCUGACGAACGCAAGGACACAACAGCUGCUCCCUCUGAUGAAAAGACUCCCUCAAUUAGCGUUACUCCCGGGGCUGAGCACGAUGAGAAAUCAGAUGCAACUGCUGCUCCUGUUUCUGACGAAGAUCGCACUGAGAAACCCGUGGACGAAAAAGAACCACUUCCCGCAGGAGAAGAUGUAGAGAAGGAGUCCGACAUUGAAACCUCUACUGCCAGGCCCUCUGCUGCCACAUCCCCAUCGUCUGAAGAAGAAGCUGGAGACGAUAGUGCAUCAACAGACAAGACGCCAUCCCAGGAGGCAGAGGAGAAGCCCGAGGCUCCCACAACAUCUUCGGAGGAAGAGGACGAUACUGCUGCUGCUGCCACGACAACUCCAGCACCUUCUGCCGCCGAUAAGGUACCUGAUGUGCCAAAACUGCCCCAAGAAACCCCAGAGGAUGUUCUACCUUCAUCCACUGAGACAUCCACAGAGCAGGAGCGUGAAUCGACUGCUGCUCCAAGCCUGGACGAUAAGGAACCUGCUGUCACCUCGGCGCCAUCUGCUGAUAUUGAUUCGGAUAUCAGCACAAUUGGCCCCGUCUCUGAAGCGGAUGAGAAGCCAACCGAGGAAGAGAAACCAAUCGAGGAGCAGAAGCCAAAGGAGGACGAAAAACCAACUGAAGGAGAGAAGCCAACAGAGGAGGAGCAGUCUACUGAAGCACCAGCCAAGCUGCCAACUCCAGAAGAUAAGAUUGGAAGCCAGCCCGAAGAUAAAAUCUCUGCCACAACUGCCGCUCCUGAAGAAGGAUCCACGGAAGCCAGUGAUGAAAUCGUUCCAUCAACCGAUUCGCAGGCUGAUGAGGAGACCGAAGAUAAGCAGCCUUCAUCGACUGCCCAGACACCAGGAGAAAAGACUCCCGAAACAUCAACUGAUCUGCCAUCUGAAGAUGCUGAGACUGUCACCAUCGGUGCUCCCUCCGCUGAAGAAGAUGCUUCAGUCCCAUCCGACGAGAAGAAACCUUCCACAUCCGCAGAGGAUGAGGAAAGCACCGAAGCCACCAUUGGUAUCAGCGAUGGUAAGAAGAAACUGUUUGCUGCUGAGAAACCCACAACUCCAUCGCCAUCGACCGAAGAGGAGCCUGUCACAGAUUCCCAGAGACCAGUGGAUGAGAAGGAGACGGAGGAACCAACAAAGGAAACCGACGCAUCAACCGAAGUGCCGCAGCUGGGAGAGGGAGAUAUCCCAUCAGCAACAUCUGUCCCAUCUGCUGAGGACAUCGAAAAGGAGGAAGAGGACAAGUCCGACUCCACCACUGUUGCCCCUGCCAAGCAGGAAGAUGAAGAACUCACCCCAGCCGUUACUCCUGCCGCAACCGAAACAUCCGAUAAGGAGCCCUCUGUGGACUCUACCACCGUCGCCCCCGCCAAGGAGGAAGAAGAAGAUCUCGCGGCAAGCGCUACUCCUGCCACAGGAAUCAAGGAAACAUCCGAAAAGGAGCCCUCUGUGGACUCUACCACUGUUGCGCCUGCCAAGGAGGAUGAUCAAGAUCUCACGGCAAGCGCUACUCCUGCCACAGACGCCAAGGAACCAUCCGAAAAGGAGCCCUCUGUGGACUCUACCACUGUUGUCCCUGCCAAGGAGGAUGAUGAAGAUCUCGCGGCAAGCGCUACUCCUGCUACAGACGUCAAGGAACCAUCCGAAAAAGAGCCCUCUGUGGAUGCGCAGGAAGUUGAGUCAACCACAAAGCCUCCUACCGAUGCUUCCGACGAACAGCCAAUCGAUGAGGCAGCUUCCCCGACAUCCGCCCCCACUGUGGACGAAUCUGAGCAACCAACGACCUCCCCAGCCACUUCCGUCAAGGAAGAAGCCAGCACACCAGCUGCCGAGAAGGUGCCAGAGGAUGAGCUGGACGUCACCACCAUUGCCAGCCCAGCUGUGUCCGACGUUAAGCAGGAUGACACCAAGGAUACGACAGCCACCACUGUGUCACCACUCAUCGAUGAGAAGGAAGAAGCUGUCACUCCCACUGCCCAGAACGAUUCCAAGACACCAAUUGAUGUCUCCACAGUAUCGCCCUCUUCCGAUGCAGAGCACGACCAAACAGAAGCACCACUUGAUGCCUCAACCGCAGCUCCAGCCAUACCUGAAACUGAUUCUACUGCUGCUCCAGUCGAUGUGCCUUCUGCUGAGGAGAUCGACACGAAGCCAAUGGAAGAUGUCAUGUCCCAGACUGCCGCUCCUGCUAAAGAGGAUGACCAGACUCCAGUUACAGUCGCCCCUGUGGAUCACGAUGUUGAGCCCAGCAGCGAAGCUAGCGAGCAGCCUCCUGUCUCCGAAGAUGUGGGAGAAGAGAGUACCGAGCCAGCUAGCAGCGAUGCUGAGCAUACCACUGAUCAGUCUCCAGCUGGUGCCAAGCUGAAGCCACCUACUGCCACUACAACUUCGGAGGCAACCCCAUCUGAGGCCGCCGUCACGGAAGCUGAUAUUGUGCCGGAAACCGCAUCACCGGAGCUGGAGAAAGAAGUACCCGAGAAGUCCACUGAACUGCCCCAAUCGGUAGUGCCCUCAAGCGAGGACAAGACCACGGCAGCUCCAGCGGUCAAGCCAAGCUUGGACUCCACUGAGGAAGGCGACGAGUCGGUUGAAUCCGAGGAAGUCACAGAAGCGGCCGAGAAGGAGGGCGAGGACAAGGAAUCGGAGGAGACCGGCGAUGAGGCUAACAAGAAGCCCGAAACCGAAGAGCCUGAAGUGCCCGCCGUUGUGUCAGAGAUUCCCCAGAGCACGACCACACCUUCUGCCCAGGAUGAGACAUCGUCAGAGACCUCCAGCGAGGAAGUUGCCACGGAGCAAGCAGAUAUCGCCACAAUCGUCACCACAAUGCACCCACUGUUCGCGCACCUCCCAAGCUCCACCAAGAGUCCAGUAAUCGGCGAUCGAGUGGGCGAGGAAGAAGCAACCGAGGCUUCUACUGCCAAGCAGAGCACUGAGGCGCCAACUACCAGCACCACAUCCUCAACGACAGCAGCCAGUCCCAUUACACAACCGCCCUACGGUCAUGCUCCCGAGUACGAAGACGAGUACGACGAUGAGGAUGUGUUCGGUCCUGGCACCUGUCGCUAUGCUGGCAAACUUUACGUUUCCGCCCAGCAAAUCCCACGUGACGAUCCUUGCGACUUCUGCUUCUGCUUCAGAAGCGACAUCAUCUGUCUGCAGCAGUCUUGCCCGCCUCCGAUUGCCGGCUGCCACGAGGAGCCCAUCUCAGGCUUCUGCUGCCCGCGCUACGAGUGCCCCGUCUCAAUGGCCGCUGUGCUCAACGUCACGACGAGCACGACAACCACCAGCACCACUCUGCCCCCGCUAUUCACAGGCUUCACCCAGAGUUCCGCUGUGAUUAACGAGGGCUGCCUCAUAGACAACCGUACAUACGAGGUUGGCCAGGUCAUCGAGUCGAAGACUGGUCCUUGCAUGCGCUGCACUUGCGGCGGCGACGGCCAGAUGCAGUGCGAUCCACAGCAGUGCAUUCCCGGUCCAACUAUGCAGCAAAUAAUGGCCACCACCGCGGCGGGCCGCAAGAGAUGAACCACCAACAGCCAUGCUCACUAAAUAUAAUUUUAACUAAUGUUUAAGCACUGCAGACAAACAAUCACAUCACAAACAGACAAACCAACCGACCCAGAUUGCACCCACGGAUCGAUCAAAAGCAAUAGAACACAAUUCGAAUAGAUCAACAAGACUAGGAACAGAACCAGAACCAGAACAAGAAUCAGAAUCAGAACCUUAUCAGAACGUAUGUAUGUAUGUAUACCUAGUAGGUGCCAAAACUAAUGAAGGACACUGGACCGGGUGAUCAGAUCAAUAUCAGAUCGGAUCGUAUGCAAUAGGAAUAAUUUUGGUUCACCGAUAUUCGCACUCUUUCAAUUGAAUUACGCCAAUUUGUUUCGGAUUAGGUUAUGGUGACGAAGCAAACAGUGAUAUUGUACUGUAUACAUAGUAUAGGUGCAAUUAAUUUAGAACGCGCUCACUUAAAAUGAAUUACUUAUGUAUUUGUACUUGUAUUUGUAACCCCCUAGUGACAGCCCAUAGCAACCAACGUCGCGCGUGCCUUGUAAAGUCGUUCAUUGUGCCCGCCGCCAUAUACAAAUCGCUUUCAGGAGACUCUCAACACAAUGCAAAAGCUAAAGCAAAGCCCCCAACAUCCAUCCAUCAGAUAACACCCCAGAGAUAUUGUACUUCUGGCGCUCCCACACAAUCAAUGGCGUUACGAAGAGCCACGGCAUUUGGCUACUGAACAACCGUUUCUUUUUGUUUGUUUUUUAAUAGCAAUAUUGUACUUCUUUUCAAUGCGCUUUUAUAGUAUUUUAGUCACUUUAUUUUAAACAUUAUUAUUUUUUGUGUAUAAUUGUUGCUUCUAGUCUUCUUUUGUUGCAAGAACAACGAAAUCCGCCUGUAACACGCGCACAAUGAGAUCAAAUCAGAUCAGAUCAGUUGAAUUGAGUUGAGUUGAGUUGAGAAAUUGUAUCUUCUAUAAACUAUUCCAAGCUUUUAUACUUUUAUAUACAAUACGUGUAAAAUGGAGAAACGAACGAACUAGUUUUUAUAGCAAUUUUACAAACGAACCACGAAUUGCAUAGUUUUAACGGAUUGAAAUGAAUUUGUACUUCGCCUCAAUGCAUUUGCACUCCGCACUGAACACUGCACAUGCAAAUGCAUCUGUGGCAGUAACAAUGGUAGUCUACAUAGAAUUUUUUAGAUCAACUGAAGACGGAAACUAAAAUAUGGAAACAUACGAACAAACUGUCGGCUAUCGCUAUUGCUCGACUGACUGAAAAUAACAAACAUAGUAGAGGACAUUGACGUAGCAGUUAACUUUGUAAACUAUUUUUUUAAACUAUCAGCAUGCCGCGCUGAUAUUUACACAUUGGUCGUAGAAUAGUAACAACACAUUUGAAUUUUCAGUCACUUGAGCUCUAGAAAUACGCUGUGAACCAAUAGCGUUCCCAAUAACGCUGAAUAAUCACGAACAUCAAUUAGAUUUAUAUAAUCUCUAAAUAUAGUUGU